Macrosiphum euphorbiae (potato aphid) is the source of this 543-nucleotide messenger RNA. The record is from the annotation of a GenBank genome assembly. Lineage: Eukaryota; Metazoa; Arthropoda; Insecta; Hemiptera; Aphididae.
AUGAAUACCGAUCCUCUCAAACUUUCGCCGCGUUCAGAAACCAUCGUACCAAUCGCUAGCACGAGACCGGAAGGAACAGCUUUAGUAGUCCAUUCACAAGUUCUACAAGGAGAAAACGUCCGUCUCGGAAAUGUGGUAAACACAGUUAAGCAUGGAAAAAUAUUAGCUAUUGCCAUCAACACUUCAGAAGAGCACAUUACGAUACCACCUUUAAAUAUAGAAGAAAUUGAAUUUGAGGAGUUCCGAGAAACCUCCACGUUGAUCGCGACAAAUACUGACGAAAUUACGGAAGACACGCAUCGCAUUAGUCGCAUUCGGGAAGCUAUACUAUAUCGAGAGUUAAAUGCGGAAGAAUCAAAUAGUCUCUGGAAGGUGAUUAGCGAGUACCCAGAUAUUUUCCAGCUGGAGGGGGAUUCAUUCCCUUCUACCGAUGCAAUACAGCACGAAAUCCACCUAAAGGAAGGAGCGAAACCUGUCAACGUUCGACCGUAUAGAUUGCCAUACGCUCACGUCAAGAGAUUGUCAGGACAAUGGAAGAGUUAG